AUGGCUGAUGGUGGGAAAGAGGACUGGGAAGGCUUGAAGGAGGAAGAGGGGCACAUUGGCCGUGAGGAUCUCCAGAAAAUGAUCAGGUUUAUGGAAACAUCUGGCUACCGUGUGCUUCCACCAAGUUCAACACCUCACCGGGUGGCAAGUCAUUCCUUUUCUUCUUCACCUAGUACACAUUAUGUGCAGCCACCUCGUAUUUCAACAUUUUCUGGCAGUGAUGCUAAGGGGGAAUCAUCCUUCGAGAGUUGGGUUUUUGAGGUCAAAUGCUUGCUUAGAGAUAGAGAUUAUCCCACUUCCAUCCUAACUCAGGCUGUUCGGAAAUCUCUUAAAGGGGAGGCUGGAAAAGUUGUUCUCUUACUUGGAGAAUCUGCCUCAGUUGAGGAAAUCUUGGCUAAACUGGAUAGCAUAUAUGGUGUCGUUAGUUCAGCUGAUACACUUCUUCAGGAUUUUUUCACUGAUUGUCAGAAGGAUAGUGAGUCCGUGGCAACGUGGGCUUGUAGGCUUGAGGACACAUUGAUGAAAGUUAAGAUGAAGGGCGACUUCAUAAAUGAAGGAUCCGGGGAUUGCAUUCUAAAGACAAAGUUUUGGAGUGGUUUAAAAAAUGACAGGCUUAAGGAUGCCACACGUCACAAAUUUGAUGAUUGUACAGAUUUUGAUUCUCUGCUUCGUGUUGUUCGAGAAACAGAACAAGAGCUCACUGGGUCUAAUAGGGUUAAGGACUCUAAACAGAAGAAGCCUCAAGUUCAUUCUCAGGUUGUUGAUGCAGAUAUAUCUCAAUACUUGAAGGAUAUUAUCAAGAGAUUAGAGAACUUAGAGAAAAACCAGAUAAGUUCAAAUCAACAUAAAUCAUCAAAAUUGGAGAAGGAUGUUGGGGAGAUUGUAACUAGAUUAACAAAACUUGAGUCCAAAGUUGGACAAGUUACUCAAUCUGGUAGUAACUCUGGAAAUUCUAGUUCACGUUGUAGUGGCCAGGGUCGUGGUAGAGGUAUGGUCAGUAACCGGGCUUUAAACCAGUCUUGA
This is a messenger RNA of Haliotis rufescens (red abalone), 1023 nucleotides long. RefSeq lists its product as uncharacterized. NCBI's taxonomy places the organism in Eukaryota, Metazoa, Mollusca, Gastropoda, Lepetellida, Haliotidae. Bases 1 to 1023 code for a protein of 340 amino acids. The record is from RefSeq and is a predicted model, not a curated record. The transcript has a single exon.